Messenger RNA from Salvelinus namaycush (lake trout), 5518 nucleotides. RefSeq names its product cystic fibrosis transmembrane conductance regulator-like. Bases 118 to 4674 code for a protein of 1518 amino acids. The transcript has 29 exons. Gene Ontology annotation, biological process: chloride transmembrane transport; bicarbonate transport. The record is from RefSeq and is a predicted model, not a curated record. Gene Ontology annotation, cellular component: apical plasma membrane; plasma membrane; cytosol. Lineage: Eukaryota; Metazoa; Chordata; Actinopteri; Salmoniformes; Salmonidae. Gene Ontology annotation, molecular function: chloride channel activity; ATP hydrolysis activity; ABC-type transporter activity.
ACAGUCAGAAAAGCACAAGCCCUGGGUUAUCCUCGAGAAAAAGGGAAGCAUAGGGACACAAAUGUGAGUGACACAGCGACACAGGUGCAGUGAAAUCAAACUGGCGGUGCUCUUAGGAUGCAGAAGUCACCCGUGGAAGAUGCAAACUUCCUCUCCAAAUAUUUCUUCUGGUGGACAUCUCCACUGUUGAGGAAGGGCUUCAGAAAGAAGUUGGAGUUGACAGAUGUUUAUAAAGCACCAUAUUUUGAUCUCGCAGACAAUCUUUCUGAACGACUAGAAAGAGAAUGGGAUCGAGAAGUGGCAUCGGCCAAGAAGAAGCCUCGGCUCUUGCGGGCACUCUCCCGUUGUUUCCUCUGGCCUUUUGUGUUCUACGGAAUCCUGCUGUACUUUGGGGAGGCGUCGAAGACAGUGCAGCCCCAGCUCCUGGGUCGUAUAAUCGGCUCGUUUGACCCCAUCCAUGCCCCUGAGCGGGAGCAGGGUUACUACCUAGCCCUGGGUCUCUGUCUUCUCUUCACUGCUCGCUUCCUGCUCCUGCAGCCAGCCAUCUUUGGACUGCACCACCUGGGCAUGCAGAUACGCAUCGCUCUCUUCAGCCUCAUCUAUAAGAAGACUCUGAAGCUGUCCAGCCGGGUCCUGGACAAGAUCAGCACAGGUCAGCUGGUCAGCCUGAUGUCAGCCCACCUCAACAAACUGGAUGAGAGUCUUGGCCUGGCACACUUUGUGUGGAUCACCCCUCUGCAGUGCAUCCUGUGUGUGGGGUUGAUCUGGGAGCUGAUCGAGGUGAAUGGUUUCUGUGCCUUGGCUGCCCUCACCCUGCUGGGCAUCAUACAGGCCUGCCUCUCUCAGAAGAUGGGGCCUCACAGGCAGAAAAGAGCAGGGUUAAUCAGCAGGCGUCUGGCUCUGACCUCAGAGAUCGUAGAGAACAUCCACUCAGUGAAGGCCUACGGCUGGGAGGAGGUGAUGGAGACCAUCAUCAAGAACAUCAGACAGGAUGAGAUGACGCUGACGAGGAAGAUUGGUUCUCUGCGGUACUUCUACAGCGCCUCCUACUUCUUCUCUGCCAUCCUAGUCAUUGUGUCAGCUAUCGUGCCCCACGCCCUCAGCAAGGGCAUCAUCCUGAGAAGUAUCUUCACCACUGCCUCUUACCUCAUGGUGCUCCGUAUGACCCUCACCAGACAGCUGCCCGGCUCCAUACAGAUGUGGUACGACACCCUGGCGCUGGUCACAAAGAUAGAGGAAUACCUCUGUAAAGAGGAGUACAAAGUAUUAGAGUACAACCUGACCACCACUGAGGUAGAGCUGGUGAACGUGACCGCCUCCUGGGAUGAGGGUAUCGGGGCGUUGUUUGAGAAGAUUAAGCAGGAGAACAAGUCUAACGGCCACCCUAACGGUGACGUAGGGCUGUUCUUCACCAACCUAUAUGUUACACCCGUCCUCAAGAACAUCAGCCUGUAUCUGGAGAAGGGACAGAUGCUGGCCGUGGCUGGAUCCACCGGCUCCGGAAAGAGUUCCCUGCUGAUGAUGAUCCUGGGAGAGCUGGUCCCGUCAGAGGGGAAGAUCAAACACAGUGGGCGGAUCUCCUUCUCCCCCCAGACCUCCUGGAUCAUGCCCGGAACCAUCCGUGACAACAUCCUGUUUGGUCUGACCUACGACGAAUUCCGCUACACCUCUGUCAUUAAGGCAUGUCAGCUGGAGGAGGAUCUGUCCCUGCUGCCGGAGAAAGACAAGACGCCCCUUAUGGAGGGAGGGGUGACCCUUAGUGGAGGUCAGAGGGCGAGGAUAGGUCUGGCCAGAGCCGUGUACAAAGAUGCUGACCUCUACUUGUUGGAUUCGCCUUUCACCCACCUGGACAUUGUGACGGAGAAAGAGAUCUUUGAGAGGUGUCUGUGUAAACUGAUGUCCUCCAAGACUCGUAUCGUGGUCACCAGUAAGCUGGACCACCUUAAGAGAGCAGACAAGAUCCUUCUGCUUCACAACGGAGUGUGUUACUUCUACGGCUCCUUCUCCCAGCUGCAGGCCAAGAGACCAGACUUCAGCUCCCUGCUCCUGGGCCUGGAGGCCUACGACAACAUCAAAGCCGAACGCCGCAGCUCCAUCCUCACCGAGACCCUCCGACGUGUCUCCAUCGACGAAUCCGCCGUCCUCCGUGGCCCUGAGCCCAUCCGCCAGUCCUUCCGCCAGCCCCCGCCUUCGGUCAUCAACGGCAUCACGGGACCUCAAGGCAUCACCAUCGCCGGGGGCGACAGUCUCACAGUGGUGGAGAAACGUAAACAGUCGAUUAUCUUAAAUCCAUUAGCAACGGCACGUAAGUUCUCCUUCAUCAGUACUGGGCCCCAAAACAGCCAGGCCCCAACCCCAGGGUCCACUACCAUCGAGGAUGGCGUGCGAGAGCUGUCGGAGAGGAAGUUCUCUGUGGUGCCCGAGGAUGAUCAGGUGGAAGAGUCGCUGCCCCGGGGGAACCUGUACCACGACGGUCUGCAGCACCUGAGUGGGCAGCGGCGCCAAUCUGUGCUGCAGUUCAUCACCAACGCCCAGGGGCAGGGCAGGAGGGAGCAGCUCCAGACAUCCUUCAGGAAGAAGCUGUCCGUCACGCCGCAGUGCGAGCUGGCCUCUGAGCUGGAUAUCUACGCACGACGCCUGUCCAAAGAUAGUGUCUAUAACAUCAGUGAGGAUGUGGAUGAGGAGGACAUGGAGCAAUGCUUUGCAGACGAGCGUGAGAACGUGUUUGAGACGACGUCGUGGAACACCUAUCUGCGUUACAUCUUCACCAACAGGAACCUGGUCUACGUCCUCAUCUUCAUCUUCCUCAUCUUCGCUCUCGAGGUUGCUGGUUCUGUCCUGGGGAUAUUUCUUAUCACAGAUAAGAUCUGGACAGAGGAGGCCAACCCAUUGGCGCCUAACUACGUAGACCAACAACACUCCAACGCCUCGUCACACGCCGUCCAACAGUCAGUCAUCGUCACGCCAACCAGCGCCUAUUACAUCAUCUACAUCUACGUGGCGACGUCGGAGAGCGUUCUGGCGCUGGGGUUCUUCAGAGGCCUGCCACUGGUCCACACCUUACUGACCGUGUCCAAGAGGCUGCAUGAACAGAUGCUGACCGCUGUGCUCAGGGCCCCCAUGGCUGUACUCAACACUAUGAAAACAGGUCGGAUCAUGAACAGGUUCACUAAAGACAUGGCCACCAUAGACGACAUGCUUCCUCUUGUACUGUUUGACCUCAUCCAGUUAACUCUGAUCGUGUUGGGAGCAAUCUUCACUGUGUCCAUCAUGCGGCCGUACAUCUUCAUCGCCGCGAUCCCAUUGGCCGUCAUAUUUGUGGUCCUGAGGAAGUACUUCCUGCGUACCGGACAACAGCUCAAACAACUAGAAGCUGAGGCCCGAAGCCCUAUCUUCUCUCACCUCAUCAUCUCUCUAAAGGGUCUGUGGACCAUCCGUGCGUUUGGACGUCAGUGCUACUUUGAGACGUUGUUCCACAAGGCCCUGAACACCCACACGGCCAUAUGGUUCCACUACCUCUCCACGCUGCGAUGGUUCCUCUUCCGCUGUGACAUCAUCUUCGUCUUCUUCUUCAGCGCCGCAGCCUUCAUCGCCGUGGGAACCAACCAGGACAAGCCAGGGGAGAUUGGCAUCAUCGUGGCCUUAGCCAUGCUUAUCCUUGGUACGUUCCAAUGGGCUGUCAUCACCAGCAUCACUGUGGACGGACUGAUGCGAUCGGUAGAUCGGGUCUUCAAGUUCAUCGACUUGCCGCAGGAGGAGCCUAGACCCAGUGGUGGUGGUAAAGUCACAGACCUGGUCCUCGACAACCCCCACGCACAAGACUGCUGGCCCAACCAGGGCCACAUGGAUGUCCAGGGGCUGACUGUCAAGUAUACAGAGGCCGGACGCUCUGUGCUGCAGAACCUGUCCUUCACCGUGGAAGCGGGCCAAAGUGUGGGUGUGUUGGGGAGGACGGGCUCAGGGAAGAGCACCCUGCUCUCUGCCCUGCUGCGCCUGGCCUCUACAGACGGAGAGAUCUCCAUUGACGGGGUCUCCUGGAACUCUGUCACACUACAGACCUGGAGAAAAGCCUUCGGAGUGGUGCCACAGAAAAUCUUCAUCCUGACUGGAACAUUCCGUAUGAACCUGGAUCCGCACGCUUGCCACAGUGACGAGGAACUGUGGCGGGUGGCUGAGGAGGUGGGUCUGAAGUCAGUGAUAGAGCAGUUCCCAGACAAGCUGGACUUCCAGCUGGAGGACGGGGGUUAUGUCCUGAGUAACGGACACAAGCAGCUCAUGUGUUUGGCCCGCUCCAUCCUCAGCAAGGCCCGUAUACUGCUGCUGGACGAACCCAGCGCCUACCUCGACACCAUAACGUUGCAGGUCCUGAGGAAGACGCUGAAACAGUCUUUCUCCAACUGUACAGUCAUACUGUCAGAACACAGAGUGGAACCACUGCUGGAGUGCCAGUCCUUCCUGAUGAUCGAGGGCAGUUCUAUGAAGCGGUAUGACUCCAUUCAGAAGCUUUUGAACGAGACCAGCCACCUGAAGCAGGCCAUAAGUGCUGCUGAGCGCCUCAAACUCUUCCCCCUGCACCGCCUCAACUCCAGCAAGCGACCCCCUCAAUCCCAGCAGUCUAAGAUCACCGCCCUGCAAGAGGAGGCUGAGGACGAGGUCCAGGACACACGUCUGUAAGGAGGAGCACCUGAUUAACUGGAUGACAUUUUGUCUUCUGAAAUGCUAUUUCUCAAUUGAACUUUCCUCGUUUCCUUGCAUCCUCUCUCCUCGACUCCUUUUCAAAACACAUUGGAGAAGUAGGCCUGGGAGGAGGGACCUUGGACCUUCUCCUCCAAUAUGGUUGAGACGGAGGUAAGGAGAUAGUUUGUCUUUUCACAACUCCUUGCAUCCUGAGAAAGAGCUAAGUUCCCUUUAGUGUAGAUGAUAACAGUGUGAAUGUGAGAUGUGGUCCUUAUUGGUACAGGUAUGGCUCUGUUCAAUCAAAAACACCGUCCAGGUGUUUCCAGAGGGAGGUUUUGUUGAACUUUAAUAACAUUGGGAUGCCAGUUUUGUUUGAAUAUAAGCCCAUACUUUUUGGCCAAGAUUGUAAAAAGUAUAGGGUCCCUAACCCCAAUGGAAAGCUGCCUGUAAAUACAGAGUAGGAUGAAGUUGCCCACAGACACUGAUCUGAGUUUUGUUUCCCUCUCAAUGCUUAAGGUUAGUGCCUCAGGGCAACUUAUAUUCAAAGCUGUAAAUACACAAAACAGGAAUGAGAAUGAUGAGUGAUGCUAUGGACAAGUGAUUAACCUGAAGUAGCCUUAUUUGUUCUAUUUGUAUGCACUUUAAAGAAACCUGAGGUACUCUUUAAUUUUUUCAUGGUGGCCUGGCGGGUUAAUAGCAAGGAAAAUAAAUGAUCAAAUGCAAAAAAAGAAAGAAAAAAGAAACCCGCUUUUUUAAAUGUGAUUUGUCAAGCUCCCUCUUUGUUACUGUGGUUACUGGUCAGACUGAAUUCUAAUUGUGACAAUGGCAGAUUUUUUUACAG